UGAAUUAUUUGUAGGUCCCCAGUGUUGUCUGUCUCACCCAUUCUCUUAUAUGUAUAUGUGGAAUGUUUUAGGACUCAGUGGCCUUUGAGGAUGUUAACGUGGAGUUCACCAUGGAGGAGUGGGAUUUCCUGGAUCCCACCCAGAAGAAACUCUACACAGAUGUGAUGCUGGAAACCUUCUGGAACCUGGCAUCAGUAGCAUGUAUUUUAGAAGAACAAUGUGAUGACCAUGACAGUGAAGAUCAGUAUGAAAAUCAUUGGAUGCAUCUUAGCAGUCAUAUGGUAGAGAGACUCUGUACAAGGACGGAUGGUUGUCAAUGCAGAGAAAACUUCAGCCAGAUUCCAAAUAAUAAUGAAAAGAAGGAAAUUCCUGAAAUAAAACAACCUAAAUCCAGGUUGUGUAGGCAAAUCUUCAUACGUUAUUUAUCCUUGAAUAACCAACUGAGCUCUCACAUUGGACCCAAACUGUACCUGUGUCCAGAAUAUGAAGAAAAACAUUAUAAAUAUAAGGAAGCUGAGAAAUCUUUCAAUUCCAAUACUCUUAGAAAUCAGGAAAAAAUACACUCUGGUGAGAAACCUUAUGAAUGUGGGAACAUCUUCAGUUGGCUCAGCUCUCUUGGAAAACAUAAAAGAAGUCAUGCCAGAAAGAAGCCUCAUGAAUGUAAGGAAUGUGGUAAAACAUUCCAUCAUCCCUUUUUCCUUAGAAAUCAUGAAAGAACUCAUACUCGGGUAAAACGCUUUAAAUGUAAGCAUUGUGGUAAAGGUUUCUAUUAUCAAUAUUCUCUUCGAUAUCAUGAAAGAACUCAUACUGGGGAAACACCCUAUGAAUGUAAGCUAUGUGGUAAAGUUUUCUCUUAUUCAACUUCCCUCCAGUAUCAUAAAAGAACUCAUACCGAGGAAAAACCCUAUGAAUGUAAACAAUGUGGGAAAGCCUUCAGUUCCGGGAGCUCUCUCGCAAAUCAUAAAAUAAGUCAUGAUGAAAAGAAGCCUCAUGAAUGUAAGAAAUGUGGUAAAACAUUCCAUCAUUACUAUUCCCUUAGAAAUCAUGAAAAUACUCAUUCUGGGAAGAAACCCUAUGAAUGUAAGGUUUGUGGUAAAGUUUUCUCCCUUUCAGCUUCCCUUCAAUAUCAUGAAAGAAUGCAUACUGGGGAAAAACCCUAUCAAUGUAAAGUAUGUGGGAAAGCCUUCAUUUUUCCCAGCUCUCUUGGAAAUCAUCAAAGAAGACAUGACGGAAAGAAGAAUCAUGAAUGUAAGGAAUGCGGCAAAACAUUCUAUUAUCAAUAUUACCUCCAACUUCAUGAAGGUAUUCAUACUGGUGUAAAACGUUAUGAAUGUAAGCCUUGUGGUAAAACUUUCUGUUAUCCAUCUUCCCUGCGAAGUCAUGAAAGGACUCAUCAUAAGGAAGAACCCUAUAAAUGUAAGCAUUGUAGCAAAGCUUUCUCUUAUCCGUCUUCCCUCCAAUGUCAUGAAAGAACUCAUACUGGGGAAAGACCCUAUGAAUGUAAGCAUUGUGGCAAAGCUUUCUCUUAUCCCACUUACCUCCAAUAUCAUCAAAGAAUUCAUACUGGGGAAAAACCUUAUAAAUGUAAGCAUUGUGGCAAAACUUUCUGCUUUCUAUCUGCCCUCCAAAAUCAUGAAAGAACUCAUACUGGUGUAAAACGCUAUGAAUGUAAGCAGUGUGGUAAAGGUUACUAUUAUCAAUCUUCUCUCCAAAGUCAUGUUAGAACUCAUACUUGUAGACCAUCCUAUGAAUGUAAGCUAUGUGGUAAAGUUUUGUCUUCUUCAACUUCCCUUCAAUAUCAUGAAAGAAUCCAUUCUGGGGAAAAACCCUAUCAAUGUAAGGAAUGUGGGAAAGCCUACAUUUCUCCCAGCUCUCUUGGAAAUCAUAAAAGAAGCCAUGAUGGAAAGAAGCCUCAUGAAUGUAAAGAAUGUGGUAAAACCUUUAUUUAUCCCUCUUUCCUUAAAAGACAUGAAAUAACUCAUACUGGUGUAAAACCCUAUAAAUGUAAGCAUUGUGGUAAAGCUGUAUCUUCUUCAGCUUACCUGCGAUAUCAUGAAAGAACACACACUGGAUAAAAGCCCACGUAUGUUAGCAAUGUGGUAAGGCUUUUAGUCUUUCUGCAUCUCUUAGAGAUCAUGAAAAAAUACAUGCUGGAGAAAAAACCCUAUGAAUGAAAGCAAUCCAGUAAAACUUUCUAUUAUCCACUUUCCCUCUGAUAUCAUGAAAGAACUCAUAAUAAGGAAAAACCCUAUGAAUGUAAGCCAUGGGGGAAACCUUGUAUUCAUCCCAGUUCCCUUCAAUAUCACAAAAGCACUAAUAGUGGAGAGAAAUCAUAAUGAAUGAAAGAACUCACACUGAAAAUAAGCCCUAUCCUGUAAAGAUUGUAGGAAAGCCUUUGACCAUCCUAGUUCUUUCUUUUUAAUCCUCACCUGAGAAUCGUUUUCCAUUGAGAGUGGAAGUCAAAGAGAAAGACAGAGAACCAUAUUGAUAUGAGAGAAACAAAUCAAUUGGUUGCCCUCCUGCACAUGCCCAGACAUUUAACAACACACAGUGGAGAAAAGCUCUAUGAAUGGAAGGAAUGUGGUAAAGCCUUCAGUUUCUCCAAGUCUCUUAGCAUGGAAGGAAGAACACGUACUGAGGAAAAACGUUAUGAAUGUAAGCAAUGUGGGAAAACCUUCCGUUGUGUCACAUCUUGGAAGACAUAAGAGAAGACAUGAUGGAAAUAAGCCUCAAGUACAGGCUUGGCCCGGAGUGUGGGGUUGCAGGAAGAGACUCCAGAGAGGCUCUGACAUAUUAGCUUCAGCCUUAUUUUCCUAGUUCCCUGCCCGGGUUGGCUGCUGGGCACAGCCCUCAUGCGUGCUGCAUCUGCUCCAGGAACUGUGUGCUGCGCAUGGCCUCACAGUCGAGGCUCCAUGCGUGGCCUGGACUCGCCCAGCUGCUGGGCUUCACUCUGUCCCUCUGGCGAAUGCAUGGCGAAUCUCCCCUCCUUGUGGGUCUCCUGCCUUGGCUCUGAAGGGCUGUGGGACCUGGAGCAGCUGCAAUAGGCAGACCAUCCGCCAGACCUGUGGCUAUCAUCACCUUGAAACUGACUUUGGAGAAAAAUAGUGGGUGUUUUGAUUUUAGGCAGGCAUGGUAGGAAUGCAAGGAUUUUUGAGCCUCCUUUCUUAGAUGGAUCCAAAGCAGAUUACUAGAAUACAGUGCCCUAUUUUACAGUGUACGGAGUGAUAGCAUAAUUGCAAAAAAUCUUUUCUUAAGUAUAUUGUAACAUUUUUAGGGAAAGCAUAGUUGACCUAGAAUUAACUGAGUAACUCUAUUGGCACAAAAUAAAAUGAGUGACCUUUUAAAAAUACACAGCUGAGAGACAUUAAAGCACUAACUUGGAUUAAUAAAUUAAUAGAAAUAUUACUAUGAUCUUAUCACUGAAUGAAGUCCAUCAGCCAAGACAUGAAACACAGUUCCAGCCCUACAAGAGCUUAGAUGGUAAAUAGUUACCAUUGUUUAAUUAAUCAAGUAAAUAAUAACCAAACAAUUUCUAAUUAAGACUAAAAAGUUCUCUUUUUUCACCUGGAAGUAGAUUUGAGACUCAUUUAAAGACAAUUUGGCCCUGGCAAGGUUGGCUCAGUGGAUAGUGCAUUGGGCUCAGUAAUGAAGCAUCCCUGGUUCAAUUCCAGUCAAGGGCACAUGCCCAGAUUGCUAGGUAAAUGCCUGGUAGGGGGUGAACAGGACACAGCCAUAUUGAUAAUCUCUCAUCAUUGAUGUUUCUAUCUCUCCCUCUGCCUUACUCUCUGAAAUCAAUAAAAAUAAUAGUUUUAAAAAUAUAUAUAUUUUGUAGAGAAUGAAAUAAACUUUAAGGAUAAUUUGAUUGAUUCUAAAUUUUUAAGGGACUCAUGAAUUGACAAUGUAUGGAAAUAAAAUGAAUAAAUAAAAUGUGAGACUUAGACAAA
Myotis davidii is the source of this 3944-nucleotide messenger RNA. RefSeq names its product zinc finger protein 791-like. Lineage: Eukaryota; Metazoa; Chordata; Mammalia; Chiroptera; Vespertilionidae. The transcript has 3 exons. Gene Ontology annotation, biological process: regulation of transcription by RNA polymerase II. The record is from RefSeq and is a predicted model, not a curated record. Gene Ontology annotation, molecular function: RNA polymerase II cis-regulatory region sequence-specific DNA binding; DNA-binding transcription activator activity, RNA polymerase II-specific. Gene Ontology annotation, cellular component: nucleus. The coding region runs from base 111 to 2075 and encodes 654 amino acids.